AUGAAGUUUAGAAAUUUCUUUUUAGAAUAAUUCUUCAAAUAUAUUUUCAUUGUCAAAAUUCGCUAAAAUAAGUAAUCUUAUGAGUUUUAAUUUGAUAUUGUGAAAAUAACUCUAAUAGAAAACCUUGUGAACUCAUCUGAUUUAGGGUAGUCAUGUAAUUUCAUUUUGAAUUUAUAUUAAUCAGAUUUUCUUUUGUUAAAUUUAAAUUGUUUUUGGGAAUCCAAGAUUUUUAUUUAUUUAAAUAUCAGAUUGAUGAUGAUGUUGAUAUAUGCCAUUAUUUUGAAUUCAACAUGGUCAUUUGAAAUAGAAAAAAUAGACUCCUAAUACUAGGUAGCACAAUAAUUAGUGAAGAUUCGAGAUUAUGAUUUUUAGCUAACAAAAUAUUUUAGCUAUGGUAUAUGGUCUAAAUAUACUCCGCUAAGUGCAAUACCUUAAACUGGUCCAGUUGGGUUGUUUGAUAGUAAUUGCUAUCAUAUUCAUAACAUACUUGAUAGGAAAAGAAAUGAAAUAAAUUUAAUAUAUUACGACUGUCUAGAUUAUGAGGCAAAAAAAAUAACAAAGGCUCUAAAGUUUGUUAACAAUGAAGAUGAAUAAAAAGAAUAUGUAAUUGAGGUUGAAAUAUUUUAUUAUGAAAGCUUUUGGUAUUUUCUUGAAGUGCUUUAAUGGCCUUUAUAAAAACGAUUCGAAAUUUUAAUAAUAUCAUAAUAAUAAAUAGUACUUCAUAGCAUUGAUGAAAUUAAGUAUCCAUUUUUUGGAGAAGAUCUCUCAUUUAAUUUUGGAAAUAGCUUGAUUGUAGUUAAAUCAAGAAUAGAAUCAAUUUAAAAAAAUUAAAAAUUCUCAUACUUCCCUGGAAUUAUUAUGAUAUAAAAAUUUUAAAUAUUAGAUGAACUGACUAUCAUUGAUUGGUUUGAUGAUGUGAAAAGUCUAUUUGUUGAUUACGAAAACUGUUAUUGUAACCCAAAUGAAAUAGUAGAUAUUCAAGAUUUGAAUAUCAACUCUUUAUAAAAAGGACUGUUAGUUUCAUAAAAUUAAAAUUGCGAUUCUUUUUUUUUAUAAGGAUGGGUAAAAAUCUAAGAAAUCAUAAAGAAAGACAAUCAGUUUAUUUAUCCAUUCAUAAAAUUAGCUGCUAAUUAUGAAAGUUCACUUUUAACUAGUGAUAACUUAUCCCCCUUUUAAAUUCAAUAUUAAAUAUCAGAUAUUUAGAAUUAAGUAAUUGUAAAAACUUAUAGCUACACUUUUCCAACAGUUACAAUCGAUUUCUCUAAUAAUCCAUUUCUAAUAGAGAAAUCUUUUGAUAUUGUUCAUAGCAUCAAUUUAUGGCAUAAAAUAAAAGUUGAGUUGAUAGGUAAUUCAAUAGAUAUUUAAAUUAAAUUUUAUGAAUAGUUAAUGAUUCAUGAGUAUAGACUUUAAUUAGAAGUGAAUCAAUUUUAAUCAUAUUAAUUUAAAUUGUUGUAUGGAAAUAUUUAAUCACUUAAUUCAAAUUAUUUGCAUAUAUUAUUAAGGAACUUCUAUUUUUCUAAUUGCGAUUAGCCUUUUUCUGAUGAUAAUUGCCACUACAAUUGUGAAGAAUGUGAUGGCCCCACAAAGGAAGAUUGCCUAUCUUGCUCAAAGGAAUCCAAGAGAAUUUAUUUGCCUGAACAUAAAGUGUGUAUCUGUCCAUAUAAUACUAUUGAUGAUUAAAUUUGUAUCGAUUAUGAAGAAGUAGGUUUAGAAUUUAUCGAUGAGACUUUUUUAAAUAAUGAGUGCCCAUAUGGUUAUUUUGAAUUAGAUAAUGAAUGUUUAAAAUGGUAAUUCUUGCAUAUAAUAUAUCUAGUCCUUCGAUAAUAAGGAAAGAUUUAAUCACAUGUACAGACUGUUUGUAAAAUCCAAAGUCUUUUAGUUAAUAUCCUUAUUGUGAAAAUGAUUUACACAUAAAUCAAGCUUAAUAGACAGAAGAACUUUAAUGGAGUUAUCCUGAUUAACUAUUAUUUGAUGGAAAUGAUUUUAAUUACUUUGGGUCCUGGUAAUUUCCUAUAAAUGAUUUUAAAAGCCUAUACUUAGGUUUUUUAUAUCGAUCAAGCUUUUUUCCACUUUAUUGCAACAAAGAAUAUGAAAAUUGCGAUAGCUAGUAAAUUGAUAGAUGCAAAGAAUAAGUUACAACUGUUGUAGGAGUGAGAUGUAACGGGUGUAAAGAAGACUAUAUAUUAAAAGACAACUACUGUAUUAGUUAAUAUGUUGGCAGAUAAAAGAAUUGUUUGACACCCUAUUAUAAAAGCUCUAAUGGUUAGUGCAAAUUAUGCUCUAAAAAGAAUUGUAUAUAUUGUUUCGAAUACUAGAAAGAUGAAUCUUCUAUCAAAAGUACUUUGUUUCAAAAUUUUGAAAGUUUUAAUAACGAUGAAAUGAUAUAAAUUGGUUGUGCAAUGUGUGUUGAUGGCUUUAUGUUUGACUUUAUUAUUGGGGAAUGUUUAAGCUAAUAAUCAAAAAUUUAAACAUGUUUAAGAUCAUUUAUCAAUUUGGAUGGUAUUGAAAUAUGCACUCUCUCAAGCUAAAAUGAUUUUAGUGUUGCGCCUGAAAUUAUAAAUUGCGAAAAAUAUUACUCCAAUUGCUUAUAAUGUGUUCUUAGUCCUAAAUCCAGGCUGCAAUGCAUAUUCUGUAGAUAAGGUUUUGUGAGCUCUAUUACAUCAGGGACCUGUCAAUUAAGUGGUGCAUUUUUGCCAUCUAAUUACGCCACUUCUAAUAUAUAAGGAGGAAAUUAGGCUGAUGCUCAUGUUCAAUUAAUUUAGAGUUUUUAAAUGUAAUUUUUACCUGAUUCAUAUUAUUACUUAAACAUUCCAGAAAGUAUAUUUGAGUAUGAAAUUAAAUGUAUCAAAGGGUUUAGUUUGACACAGCAUGGAGGUUGCCAAAAGUAUUGUAGUAGUGAAUGUUUAAAUUGUAAAUAGGAUGUUAUAAAUUUCGUUUGUUUGAAAUGUCCUUUAAAUUACUACAAAUAAACUAUGCGAGCUUAGCUUGAAGGCCAAUGUGUAGUCUGUUCCAAUUUAUGCUAAUAUUGUGAAAUGAGAACUUAAGAAGAAAUUUUUGUAAAAUCUCAAACAUAUUUUAGCCCCUAAAUGCAAAUUUUUAACUCCAGGAAUCAAAUGCGUAAUUUAUUACAAAAUGUCUAAAACCAAAUGAUGAUCCUAAUAUAGCUAUCAAUCCUUAUUAUAAUAAUGUUAAAUACUGUUUUAAUAAAGUUUGUAUAAAUUGGUUUUCAUUCUCGAUAUAUUUUAAUUAUUGUAUCAACAAUAGAUAUUCUCCAGGAAUGUAUGAAAUGGAUAUGAAUUUUUAAUAUUGCAACCAAGUGGGAGUAGAUUAUUUGACGAUCGAUUAUAUUAUUUCAAUUUAGGAAGAAAAUUAAAAUUGUGAUUCAAUUAAAUUAAUUUUAUUGAAUGACUUCAAGUCGACAAUAUUUUCAUUAAAGAAAACUCAUAUGAGAUUAUAUUCAGUUCAUAAAAAUAUUUUGGGUCCAAACCGCAGAAUCAACAUAACCAAUUAUGAUUCAGUAGAACUCAAAAACAUAACCUUUAAAAGGUUUUCUGGUUGUGUAUUUGGAAAUCGUGACAAAAAAGUAGAGAUAACAUUAAACAAUUCAAAAUUAAUCAACACCAACUACCUUAGUGUAGUAAUUUUUAUAACAUAAAUAUAUGGAAAUAUUCUGAUUUAAGAUGUUGAGAUUUUAGAUAGUGUCUUUGUUGAUUCAACUUUUUUUGAGUUUUAAAAAUAAUCUGAUUUAAUACCAUUUAAAAUAAAGAAUUUGACCUUCAAGAAUUGUAUUCUAAAAAACUCAACUUUAUUUAAUAUUGACUAUAUUUAAGACAUUGCAACUAUUGAAAAUAUCAUUAUCUAAAAUUGUUCACUAUUAAAUUCUUCAUUUUUUUCACUAUAAACAAUAUUGAACCGAGUCGCUAAAAUUAUAUUAUAGGAUGUUGAAAUCAAUCAAUGUAACUUUGAUAAUUCCUUUUUCCUCAAAGGUUACAGUAAUUUUGAUAUAGAAGGAAAUAACCUAUUUUUCCAUCAUAACAAUCUUUUUAAUUCGGUGAUAAUUGCUUUUAAUGAUAAUACAGAUUUACUCAGGAUUAGAACAAGUUAUAACACUCUUAUUGAAUCGUCAAUUUUAUCAACAUUAUUGCAAGUAUAUUAAAAAAGGCUUGUAUGCACAAUCGAUGAUUUUGAAGAUAAUUUUAGUGCGUUUUAAGAAUCAAGUUUAAUAAUAAUUUACUCUAAUCUUCAAAUCAAUAAUUUCAUUGUUAAUAUUAAAAAUGUUAAAGUGUAAAAAAAUAACCUAUUUGGUAAGUUACAUCUAAAAAAUUAACUAUUUAAAUUGCAUUGCCAUUCAUUAAAAAUCUAAAAUGCUUACUUUUUUAAUUUACAAAAGUUAGCUGUGUUUUAUCUUUAUCAAAGUAAUUAGAUAGUUUUCGAUUCCAUAAUAUUUGAAAACUUUUAAUAAAAAUAUAAAGUUCCUGUCUCUCAACUCUGUACUGAUCUAGAAUAAUUUAGGAAUUAACCAUUUUAAGUUUUAGGUUUUCAGUAGUUAUCAUUAUCAAACAUUAAAAUUAUAAAUCAAUUUAGUAUCAAUUAUUCAUUAAUGGAUAUCAAUUUUAGUAAUCAGUACAUAAUUGAUACUAUAGGGAUGAUUAUAUUAACGAAUAUAGAGUUUAGAGGGAAUAUCAUAAUAUUGAACAAACUAGCCACAUCAAUAUCAUUGUUAAAUAUAUACUCUCAAUAUAAUUUAAAUAUAAAAUCGGACAAUUUUAAGUUUAUGCAAAAUGUUAUUCAUUCAUAAAUUUAUGGAACACUUAUCACAUAAAUAAAUUUAUUGCAUAUAAAUUCAUUAGACAGUUUUGUUUAAUUACUAUAAGUAUAUUUUUAUCAAAAUGCAUUAACUAAUUCAACUAAUCCAUUUAUUACUCUUAGUGCUGCUGUGAUUGAAAUUUCUAAUCUAACCUUUAUGAAUUCUAAUGUUUUAUCUUAAAAGUUAUGGGAAUAAUUUUAUGAUUUUGAAUUAGAGGAUUAACAUAAUUAAUAAGAGAUUAACUACAUUAUUGAAUCAACAUUUAACAUGUAAAAUUCAGGAAUUUAUAUUGUAGCUUCAACUUUUAGUUGUAAAGAUAGUCUUUUUUAAGAUAUUAUUGCUAUUAAAAGUUCAGUUUUUUUGAUUUAAACUCAAGGGUAAGGAAUAAUCAAAAUAAGUAACCUCUAGAUAUAUUCUAUUUAUAAUAAUCUAAAAGAUAGCGGAGGUUCAGGUUGCAUAACUGUAGAUUCGACAAGUAGUCUUUUAUCUAUUGAUAUAAAGCAAAUCAAAUUUACAAACAUUUUCAAUAGAAUGGCUGCAUCAGUAUUUACAAUUACCCCUUCCUUAAGAUAAAAUGUUAUUCGUUUAACUAAUAUUGAAAUACAGAAUUGCCUUUCCUUAAUGAAUACAAUAAUGUUAGUUAAAUUUUCAGCAGAUGUUAUGAAAUAAAGCUUAGUAAGUAUUAAUAAAUUAUACAUUUAUUAAAGUGAAGAAUUUUGGUUUUAAUUAUUUUCCUUGAUUGGUUCAAUAUUAUCAUCAGAAUUAGUUAGGAUACAGAGCGAAGAGAAUGCUAUGUUUUUCUUUGAGAAUUGUAAAAUUGAUAUCCAAUAUCUGAUUAUAGAAGGAAUUGUAAUCUCUCCAAUCUUAAAAAUUUAAAAUGCUUUUAAAUUAAAGCUUUUUGAUUGUAAACUAGAAUAUAUACAAAAAUUAUAUUCAUUUGAUCUCAUACAAAUAACUUAAACCACAAGAACUGAAUCGAUGAUUUCUAUUGAGAAACUAAAAAUAAUUUAAAGUUCUACUUAUAAAGAAAAAUAAAACGGAAUUCCUAUCUUUUCUGAUUUGAAUUACAAAAUUUCAGGAUGCACAAUGUGGAGAAACACAUCAAUAACACAAUAACCUUCUUUUUCAGACAUCAUAAAUUAGAUAUAAUCCUCUGUUCAAUCAAAUCAGCUGAUAUAUGUGAAAAGUAUCUCUGACUAAAAUUCCCUUAUGUUUUAACAGAUACAAAUUAUUAAUAAUAAUGGAUCAGACUUUUCGAAUGGAAUAAUCACUUUUGAAGUUGAACAAUUCAAAAUUUUUAAAAUAAAAGAUAUUUUUUGUUUCUAGAAUAGUGUGAAAGAACAUGGUUGCAUUUAUUUUUUUAUCUAAAAUUACAUUAGUUCAAUUAUUUUAAUCAAAGAUUCUUAUUUUAUUUAGAAUAAGGGUAGUCUUGGAGGUGCAUUACUAAUUUAAAAUGUUAGAUUAAGAAUGACAAAUUGUAAAAUAAUCUCAAAUUCUGUAAGCAAGUCAGGGGGAGGAUUGUUUCUAUAAUUAAAUGAGUCUGAUUUUUAAAUUGAAUAAACAAUAAUCACUAAUAAUGAGGCUUCAGAUGGAGGGGGAAUUUUUUUCAACUAAGAUGCAAAUAUACUCCUUCAUAAUUUUAUGAAGUCGUUUUUACUAUUAAAUAGAGCAAAAUAAUUUGGAGAUAAUCUUAUUGAAUCUCCCAACCAUUUAACAUUACUUAUCAACAACAUGCAGAUGCCAUCUAAAAAGUAUACCAUUAACAAAACGCUCAAUCAUCAUUUAGAGCUCUAACCCUAUAGAAUUAUUUAAUAAGGAAAGCCUUUAAUUACAAAUUAUUUAAUGAUUCCAAGUCAUUAAGUUAUCAAUGAGUAUCAAAUUUAUCAGCCAUCUAGCAAUUAAUAUUUUUCAUACAUUUCAAAUUUCGCUCUAAUUUUAAAGAAUAGUUUAAAUGAAUAACUUAUGAAUCUUCUUAGUACUACAUGCAUUCUAACGAACAAAAUUAUUUACGAAGAAAGCUUGAAUUAAGUUGAUGAGGAGGCAAAGGAAAUACUGUUGUAAUUUGAUUUAGAAAAAGAUUACUAUAAUUUGGGUUCACUUUCAUUCAUUUUAGACCCUUAUAUUUAAGAAAAAAAACUAUUAUAAAUUGAGAUUAAUUGUAAAUCAUCACAGCAUUAACAAAGUUUGAAUUACAUGAUAUAAGUUAAAAGUUUGAAAUGUUAACUUGGAGAAUUUUAUGUAAAUUCUGGGUGUCAAAUUUGCUCAUCAAUUUAAGGAUUUUACUCUGUAGUAUAUGAUGCAACAAAGUGUUCAAUAUUUGAUAAAACCAAAUUUAAAAACAUAACUGAAAAUAAUAUCGAAUUACUAGAGGGCUUUUGGAGACCUAAUUUUUUAUCGGAUUCAAUAGAGCAUUGCUUUAAAAAUAUAAAGUUUUGUAAAGGUGGUUGGGGAUAAGGAAAUUAAAUAUGUGAUUAAGGACACAUUGGAGCAUUAUGUGAAGAAUGUGAUAUUUAUAAUGUUAGAGGAGAAGGAAAAUAUUUUUAAAAUUAAUAGGAUUCAUAGUGUAUAUCUUGUUUUGGUGUCGAAGACAGUAUAAUCCCAUUUAUAGCAGGAUCGAUUUGGUAAUUUGGUUUUUUAUUUAGGUCGUUUAUAUCAAUUAUUAUUACCUUAAGGAGCAUUGAAUAGUCUAAUCAAUUAUUCAAAAGUUUGAAAUUAAAAUAAAGAUUCAGCAAAAUUAUUUUUAACCUAGAAUAAGGUAAUUCCAUCAUUUAUUUUAAGGGCAUGAAGGUUUUUUAAUAAAAAUGUUAUUAAACUAUUUAUGGAUUUUCGCCGUGAUAUUUACAUUUAAUAUACAAUUUUCUUUUUCAUUUACUUUUGUUGAUUCAGUCAGUAACACUUCUUACUCUAUGACUAAUAACCUGGACUGUUAUUUAUCAGAAAAUCAAUCAAUAAAAUUGAUUUACUCAAAAAUAAUUACAAUGCUUCUACUCAUGACAAUUUAAUUUUUACUUAUAAUUAUGGGAUAUCUAAUUUAUAAUUAAUAUAAGAAGAUUGGAUUGAGCAAUUUCAAUUUAGAAACUAUUUCUAAUACACUACUUUACCUUUAUGUAUCUAAUUAUGGCGGAUUAGUAAAAAUGUAUUUCAACUUCUAUUAAUUUUAGGUAUUUUUCCAUUGUUUCAAAAAGAGUUGUUUCAAACCAAAGUUACAUACAAGGUGAUGUUUCACUCCUUUUUGGAUCUUAAGAACAUGUAAUUUGGAUUUCCUCCUUUGUAAUUCCAGGAAUAGUUAUUUUUAGUGUGAUUAUUCCUCUUUCUAUAUUUAUUGUUAUGUACAUUAAGAAGGAUUAACAUGAUAAUAUUAAAAUCAGAAAGCAUUUUUGUUAUCUAAUUAACGAAUACAAUAAAAGAAACUACUUUUGGGAAGAAAUAAAAUUAAUAAAAAAAACAAUCAUUAUACUAAUCUUAACAUAUUUUGAGACUUAUAUUCUUCUCAAAGCAUCAUUGUUAGGGUUAUGUUUACUUUUUUAUUAGUUAUUUGCGUUUAAUAUGAAACCAUACAUCCUCUUCAAUUUCAAUAACAAGGAUUUAUCUUCAGCACAAAUUUGCUCUAUCGCGAUUUUUCUUGGUGCUGCUAAAUAUGUAGCAGAAUAAGAAAAUAAUUUAUUUUCCUCAAUAUUACUCUAAACAAUAAUUGUGUUACUUUGUCUUAAACUUUGCUAUUCAUUUAUCAAAAGCAUAUUAGAAGUUUAUUCUAACAAGUACACUUUCUUAAUUUUAAAUUAUUUACUUAUAAUUUUGAAUAAGAUUUCAAAAGAAUCAAUCUUAACAGAAAAGUUACAAACUUAUUUGCUAAAAUAGAGAUAAAAAAAUUAGAGAUUGAAAAUUUUGAUUAGUAAGCUUCGGCAACAUCUUUUAAAGGUUUCAAAAGGCCAGCUUGAAUAUCAUAGGAAAAUUGUAAGUUCACAGAACUAUAAUACUUAGAAAUUAAAGUCUGAUUAAAAAUACCUUUUAAAAAUAGAGACAGAAUGA
Molecule: messenger RNA, 8836 nt
Organism: Paramecium octaurelia
Lineage: Eukaryota; Ciliophora; Oligohymenophorea; Peniculida; Parameciidae
Source: the annotation of a GenBank genome assembly